Molecule: messenger RNA, 1467 nt
Organism: Exophiala xenobiotica
Lineage: Eukaryota; Fungi; Ascomycota; Eurotiomycetes; Chaetothyriales; Herpotrichiellaceae
Exons: 4
Coding region: 73-1467 (464 amino acids)
Source: RefSeq, a predicted model, not a curated record
CUGGAAUCGACAAUAUAGAUCGUCCGAAGAGGCGGUGUCGUCAAAUCUGUAACAGAUUUUCGACCUUGCGUGAUGAGCGACCAGCGCGAAGGCUCGAUGAGACGGGAUCGACGGACUCUUCAACUACCACGAAGGAAUUCCAGUCAAGGCCCAAACAUGGAUGAUGACUCGGACAACAGUCGAUGCCCUUCGCCAUUGCUCACGGUUGAUGGCGGUUAUCGCAUCGAUCCCUUCUUCCGAUACCCUAUAUCGCGAGUGUCCAGAGGUGUCCAGUUCAUGACGGACUACUAUAUCCAGAUAUGGGCUCCACAACAAGCACAGUCCCUUAAAAUGCAAAAUGGAGGCAACGCACUCCUGACAUUGAUCCUGCCACUGGCUUUACAGAAUGCAAUGCUUUUCGAAGCGACCAUCGGCAUGACCAGAGCCGCAUGGCUAUUGCGAAGAGGUUGCGAGCCCAUGGAGGACAAGAUGCUGCUUCGACAUAAAGGCGCGACACUGCUGCAUUUGAGGAAUGCGCUCGAGGCUGGCCGUCAAGCUCGUUCGGAUCUAGUACUGCUCACGAUGUCGACGCUUCUGACUUUUAACUACAUGAUCGACGACGUGGAGUCGUUUGAGGUCCACCUGCGCGCUCUCGAGAACCUGCUCCAGUCGUACGAUCCUGACGAGGACAACGAGCUCCAGAACUUUGUCCGUGGCCGUGUGCUAGCUUAUGCAACUCGUAUCAAUGAGCCUGGUCACCGUAUCAGUAUACUGACGUACCCUGGGCACCCAUUCCCUGCGGAUCUCUGCGAGCUGAUAGCGAAAUUGCCCGACGGUUUCGCAGAAGUGGCCUUAAGCAGGAAUAUCGCGAUCGAAUUCAUCAGCUUUCUGGUCAGGCUGACAGAGCUGGUUGACUGGUAUGCCCUGGCCACGGAUCAAGAAAUGCCCAGGCCGCGACCAGAGAUGACUAUGCAACGAGCCAUCUACGACCUGCAGUGUUUGUCGGCUCUGCCGUUGAAUCAAAUCGAGGCACAAAUGGUCAAAGCUCUGUUGGCAUUCUGUUUGCAUCUGUACAAUGAAGUAUCUUUUCACAUACCUCUGGCUAGACCACUCCGGCCAAUCAUCGAGGGCUUCAACGAACAAACAGAGAUACCACGGCAUCCUUGGCUCCGACUUUGUCUUCUCUGGUGCUCUCUGGCCAUCGCCAGUUCUUGGGAUGCGCAGAUCGAUGCCUCACCGGAACGCCAUGUUGUUCUUGAUGGCUUGAUAGCUCGUUUGCAGGAGGCGAGAUCGUGGGAGGGCAUGCAAGGAACGAUGAGUAAGUUCUUCUGGCAUGACAGACUUGCUGAUCACUGGGAGGUCUGUUGGCGUGCAGCACUUUUCAGGAGUCAUAGAUAUCGAAGGGGAGCGUCACAAAUGGCAUCCAUUCCACAUCUGUUGAUCGAGAAUAGUCGAGAAUCUUCAAAGUCAUCAGAUGGUCUGCAGUAA